Messenger RNA from Eriocheir sinensis (Chinese mitten crab), 2027 nucleotides. RefSeq names its product NAD-dependent protein deacylase sirtuin-5, mitochondrial-like. The coding region runs from base 25 to 903 and encodes 292 amino acids. NCBI's taxonomy places the organism in Eukaryota, Metazoa, Arthropoda, Malacostraca, Decapoda, Varunidae. The transcript has 6 exons. The record is from RefSeq and is a predicted model, not a curated record. Gene Ontology annotation, molecular function: protein-malonyllysine demalonylase activity; NAD+ binding; protein-succinyllysine desuccinylase activity.
UACAGCAAGAGCAAGAGCAAGAGUAUGUUGUGGGUGUGCCGCCGCCUGCCCCGCGCCGUGCUGCACCGGGCGGCCCUCGACACCAUGAAUGGGACCAGCCGCCCCAGCUCGGACAUGGCCAGGUUCAGGGAGGUGUUCAAGAAGUCCAGGCACGUGGUGGUGCUGACAGGAGCUGGAGUAUCAGCGGAAUCUGGUGUUCCUACUUUUCGUGGGGCCGGUGGCUUGUGGCGGACCUGGAAAGCACAAGACUUGGCAAGCCCUUCUGCUUUUGCACGCAACCCUUCUCUGGUGUGGGAAUUCUACCAUUACCGCAGAGAGGUUAUGUCCACCAAGUUCCCUAAUCCUGCUCACCUGGUUAUUGCUGAGGCAGAGGAGCGAUUGACAGCAGAGGGACGGCGUCUUGUAGUGAUCACACAGAACAUUGAUGAGUUACACAAGAAAGCAGGAUCAAAAGCAGUCAUUGAGCUGCAUGGGUCUCUGUUUCGGACAGAGUGCACAAAGUGUGAAGAAAUAUUACAAAAUACCGACAGUCCUAUCUGCCCAGCACUUGCUGGAAAAGGUGCCCCAGACCCCAAGGCAGAAGAUGCCAGGAUUCCCGUGUCUGAGCUUCCUCGGUGCAAAAAGUGUUCAGGACUGCUGCGGCCCAACGUGGUGUGGUUUGGAGAAGGUCUUGAUCCUGAUGUGCUGGAGAGGGCUGGCAAUGAACUUGACCAGUGUGACCUGUGUCUGGUGGUGGGCACCUCGUCCGUCGUGUAUCCUGCUGCCAUGUUUGCCCCACAGGUAGCUGCAAGAGGAGUGCCUGUUGCUGAAUUCAAUAUAGAAGCAACACCUGCCACAGAUGAUUUUGGGUUUCAUUUUGAGGGUCCUUGUGGGUCUACUCUCCCUGAAGCACUUGCUCCGUAGCCAUCUGGUACAGGUCUCCUGUUGUGGUGGCAGCAGUGCUCCUGUAAAAUACUAGAUAGCUGAAUGGGACUUCUACUGCUGGCCUGAAGCCAAGAAUAGUGACCUAUAAUUAAUAAAUUUGGAAUUGAAUGUGAUAUUAAAUUUAUGGCAUUAAAACUAAGGAAAAAUAUAUUGUCUUAAUAAAACCUAAACAUUAGUUCUAUGGGUCGAAUGUGUAGAUACAAUCCCUGAACUCAUGGCCCAGACCAAGAAACUGCUAUUGAUGGAGGUUCCAUCAUUGUCUGUAACAAUGAGGCUCUAAGGAUCAUCAAACAUUCUGUUCAAUAGGAGGAGGCGCUUGGCAGGGGUAAACAGCAAUGGAAGUUAUAUCAACUGGGCACAGGCAGAGACAGCAACUGUAUCUGUGGUGUGGUUGGUGCGGAGCUGUCCAAGACAACAUUUGUGGACGUCACAUCCCAUCCUGCAAUGCAAAGAGGGAAUGUAAUAUCAUUGGUGGGACUCAUGCACCAAGAACAAAAAUGUUGUUCAAUAAGUCAAACAAGUUUACGAGUAUCAAAAGAUUCACAAAUAUAUAUGAAACUCAAGUAAAUUUUGUUGCAGAUAUAUUUUUUUGGUAAAUAGUUAUACAGUGCUGUACUCUUGAUCUUGAUAAGUAAUAUGCAGGGCACCUAUACAGGUGCAUAACACAGACAUUUGGGUUAGCUGUUGGAGGAAGGAAGAGUUGAGUGUGCAGAGAAGUAAAUCAAGUGUAAUUGUUAAUGUUGGUGUGUUGUGGUGACAAGUGAGUGUAUUUGUUUUCUGAAUGAGUAUUGUACCACAGUCCAAAAUCUGUUGAGGGAGGCUGUAUCAUUUACGUAUGGUGCAUGGAAAGUGCGAGUGCUUGUAUGUGUAUGUGUUGUGUGAUAUGCUUGAUAUUUUUGGUUGUGUGUGUUACGAGUACGUUGACUUUGCGUUGUGUAAGUAUGUGGAUCAAUGUCAACAUGAGUGUUUGUGACCUUGUACAUUAGUGUAAGUCUGUGUGCUUGUCUGCAUAUGUGAAAAGGCUCCAUGUUUAUCUGUUGUUUGAUCUGUGUUGAGAUGUCAACUGUUCGAGUGUAAUUGUUUGUAAUGAACCUAGCUGCCUU